AUGGCGGAGAACGCGGAGAACACGGAACACCGCGACACCGAGAACAACUGGGUGAUCCCCAACACCCGAGGGCCUCCCGGUGGAGACGGUGGGGGAUGAGCGCGGGGAGUCGCUGCCCAGCCAUGAAGAGGUUAAGCCUGCAGGUCCUGAACCGUCCGCCAUUCCUGAGAGAGAGGAGAGGGGAGUGCAGGAGGUGAAGGGGCCCGAAUCUCCUCCUCAGGAGCCCGAGUCUCCUCCCACCGGCACCGAGAUCCCGCCACACCAGGAGCAGCUGGAGAUCCCCCCAGAGGAGGAGCCACAGAAACUAGGGGAGGAGCCAGGACUGCGCAGAAGAUUGGGAGGAGAUCUGGAGGAGGUGAGCUGUUCCAGCAGUGAUGAUGAUGUGGAGGGUCUCCGCAAACGUGCUGCGAGAGGAACCCGCCCACCAGUAUAGGACCCGCCUCCACAGAGGCCGUACAGCAGGAGGCGGAGUCCGGGCUCUCACUCACCCUCAAUAAAUGUAUCAUUGCUGCCUGUGGCCCUGGUGGCUCUUGCUGUUCUGGUGUUCACAGGCGGCCUGGGAGGAGAUGAAGAUCUUCCUCAGACUGUGAUCCCGCGCAGCGCAAGAGGAGGAGCCGAUCACCCGCAGACCAUCGCCGACAUCCAGGAGUGGCUUCAUCAACAUGCCGACCAGUUCACCGGAGAUCCAAACAGCCUUCAGGUUAUGAACGACCUUCUGGAUAAAGUUGCCAAGGAAAACCAAGAGAUCCGCCACAUUCAGGCCAAACUCCAGGCUCAGAAAGAGGAACUGGAAGCGUUGGUCCAAGGCGGAGACGGUGUCACUCCAGAGUCACAACCAUUUGGAGUGACGGAAGAGAACGUCCGGCUGAAAGAGGCUCUUCUCCGAGAAGAGACCGGGCAUCUCUUCGCCAAGGAGGAACUGCAGAACCUACAGGAGAAACUGGAGACCUUGGAGACCGAUAGUGCAGAUAAGGAGGUCUUGACCUCGGAGAACACCCAGCUGAAAGCAGACCUGGAGGCCACCAAGAGCCAGAUCGAGGGUUUCCUGACUCAGAAGGAGACUCUGGUGGCGGAAUCUCAGAUGCUUCGUCAGGAGUUGGACAAACAGCGGUCGUUGGUGGUCUCCCUCAGACAGGAUCUAGAGGGCAUGACGUCCAAUACCACCGAGGGGCAGGAUGCGAAAGGUUUAAAAGGAAGGAUCUCGGAGAUGAGCAGCAGGUUGGCGAUGGAGGCUCAGAGGUCUGAGACGUGGGACAAGAAGUAUGUGGAGCAUGCGCAGAAAAGGAAAGAGCUGGUUGGGGAAGAGAAGAAACCCCAUGGUCGUAAAGAGUGGAAGAAAGGAGAUAAGUGGGGCAAAGGUUCAGAUUCGGCCACACCGGGGGAACAGUUCAGGAAGCCUCACUUCAAACAUGGCAAAGAACAUGGAAAAAGAUGGGUGGAAGAUGGACAGCCGGAAUCCCAGCAUGAAGAAUGGAAGGGUAAGAAGUAUGACGAUAAGCAGCACUGGAGGGAAAAGAGGCAUCGGCACUGGGAGGGAGAGAAAAAAACUGGGACUGAAGAUAAAGAGCGUCAUCCACACGAGUCUGACAACUGGAAGGACAAAGGCAAAGAGAACCGUUGGAAAGACUCUUCUCACCAUCCUGACGGCGAGAGAACCUGGAAGGACAAACACUCUCGCCAUCACCACGGAGAAGCAGCAGAUGGUUUCCAUCCUCGCAAGGGCCAGAGAGAAUUUUCAGAAGCCCACAAACAUGGAGAAGACAAGAGACGGGAACACGGAGACAAAGCCCAUGGCAAAGACCACCGACACCACGACCAUAACAAGUUCUGGAAGAAGCUCUCCGACCAUCAGUACCGAGUUCCAGAAGGAUGCUCCGGCCUGGAAGACUGCUGCGCCCGUAAAGAUGGCGUUGACCUUUUCAACGUAGACCUGAAACCAGUUCAGAGGAAGCAGUUCGAAGAGAUCCUUCAGAACUACCUGACCAAGACGGAUCUCUCCAAACACCUGCCCGGGCUGAUACCUCUCCUUGAUGGCUUCUUCGAGGGGCCUUAUUUCACCCAUCAUAAAAUCCGCUUUAAGGACUUUGUGGAUGAUGUGGAAGACUUCCUGGAAGACUUGGCAAGGAAGGAGACCGGGAAUGACGAUCUCGUGGAUGAUUUUGAGAGAUUUGUCUACACCAACUUCUUUGGAGACGCCGCCAUUAAGAAAAGAUCCGAAAAGAAACACGGCCACCGAAAGAGCUACAAAUCCGACCGCCAAUACAAUCCCGGAAAACUGGAGGAGACUUCCGAAUCUGACCUCAACCAAACGAACCCGAAACCUACAAACAAGAAAGACUUCAGAGUAGAUGCAGACAAUCCGAACUACAAACCCUACAAGGAGAAAUCCAAGAAGGAUGAGGGCCACAAGCACGACUCUCCAAGCCACGAUUAUGACGAAGACAAAAAUGACCACGGAUGGAAGAACCAU
Staurois parvus is the source of this 2470-nucleotide messenger RNA. The record is from the annotation of a GenBank genome assembly. NCBI's taxonomy places the organism in Eukaryota, Metazoa, Chordata, Amphibia, Anura, Ranidae.